AGGAGAAAGUGGGAGAUUGCAUAAAUCUUUGUAGACAACUUGGCUGCAAGCAGUUAAACUGAAAUUAACUUCUGCCUUCUGGCUGCAGAGCACUAGUCUGACGUUCCUGCGUGAUACUCUGCAGACUAAAUCAUGCCAGCGUUAUCAGCUGGAUCUGGAAGUGACACAGGUCUGUACGAGCUGCUGGCUGCAUUGCCAGCCCAGCUGCAGCCACAUGUGGACAGCCAGGAAGACCUGACCUUCCUCUGGGAUAUGUUUGGUGAAAAAAGCCUUCAUUCACUGGUGAAGAUUCAUGAAAAACUGCAUUAUUAUGAAAAACAGAAUCCAGUGCCCAUACUCCAUGGUGCAGCAGCCUUGGCAGAUGAUCUGGCUGAGGAGCUGCAGAGCAAGCCACUGAGCAGUGAGAUCAGAGAACUCUUGAAACUCCUCUCAAAACCCAACCUGAAGGCUUUGCUGUCUGUACAUGAUACUGUUGCUCAGAAGAACUACGAUCCUGUCUUGCCCCCUAUGCCUGAUGAUAUUGAUGAGGAAGAAGAUUCAGUUAAAAUAAUCAGGCUCGUCAAAAACAGGGAACCUUUGGGGGCUACUAUUAAAAGGGAUGAGCAUACUGGUGCAAUUGUGGUGGCCAGGAUAAUGCGUGGAGGAGCUGCAGAUAGAAGUGGUCUUAUUCAUGUUGGUGAUGAACUGAGGGAAGUCAAUGGGAUUCCUGUAGAUGAUAAAAAACCUGAAGAAAUAAUACACAUUUUGGCUCAGUCUCAAGGAGCAAUUACAUUUAAAAUUAUACCUAGCGUGAAGGAAGAAAUGCCAGUGAAGGAAGGCAAGAUGUUUAUCAGAGCCCUAUUUGACUAUGAUCCUAAUGAGGAUAAAGCGAUUCCUUGUAAAGAAGCUGGACUUGCUUUCAGAAAAGGAGAUGUCCUUCAGAUCAUGAGCCAGGAUGAUGCAACCUGGUGGCAGGCCAAACACGAAGGUGAUGCCAAUCCCAGAGCAGGCUUGAUCCCUUCAAAGCACUUCCAGGAGAGGAGAUUUGCACUAAGAAGACCAGAAGUGCAGAUUCAGCCACUGAAAAUUUCCAACAGAAAAUCAUCUGGUUUUAGAAGAAGCUUUCGUCUUAGCAGGAAAGAUAAAAAAACAAACAAAUCUAUGUAUGAAUGCAAGAAGAGCGAUCAGUAUGAUACAGCAGAUAUCCCAACAUAUGAAGAAGUUGCAAAAUAUAGACGACAACCUAAUGAAAAAUACAGGCUUGUAGUUUUGGUUGGUCCUGUAGGGGUCGGACUGAAUGAACUUAAACGGAAAUUGCUGAUCAGUGACACCCAGCAUUACGGGGUAACGGUGCCACACACUACCCGACCAAGGAGAAGCCAAGAAAGUGACGGUGUCGAAUACAUUUUCAUUUCCAAGCACUUGUUUGAGACAGAUGUACAGAAUAACAAGUUUAUCGAGUAUGGCGAGUAUAAGAACAACUACUAUGGUACAAGUUUAGACUCCGUCCGAUCCGUUCUAGCUAAAAACAAAGUUUGUUUGUUGGAUGUGCAGCCUCAUACAGUGAAACACUUACGGACAUAUGAAUUUAAACCAUUUGUUAUAUUUAUAAAGCCUCCAUCACUUGACCGCUUGAGAGAGACCAGAAAAAACGCCAAGAUUAUUUCAAGUAAAGAUGAUAAGGGAACUGCAAAACCCUUUACAGAAGAAGAUUUUCAAGAAAUGAUUAAAUCUGCCCACGUGAUGGAGAGCCAUUACGGCCACCUUUUCGAUAAAGUGAUAGUCAACGAUGACCUCGCUACAGCUUACAGUGAGCUUAAAACAACUUUUGACAGGUUGGAGACCGAGACCUUCUGGGUUCCCGUCAGCUGGCUACAUUCGUAA
Molecule: messenger RNA, 1863 nt
Organism: Charadrius vociferus (killdeer)
Lineage: Eukaryota; Metazoa; Chordata; Aves; Charadriiformes; Charadriidae
Gene: MPP7
Product: membrane protein, palmitoylated 7 (MAGUK p55 subfamily member 7)
Exons: 16
Coding region: 133-1863 (576 amino acids)
Biological process (GO): protein localization to adherens junction
Cellular component (GO): plasma membrane; cell-cell junction
Molecular function (GO): protein binding
Source: RefSeq, a predicted model, not a curated record